CUUGUGACAAAUGAAAUUGUGAUCCUCAUCCUCAUCAUUCCACUGCACGGUAAGGAAAACAGGAAACUGCACUAUGAAACAAUCGUAAUGCCUAUUGUGGUCAGAUGCAAGGCGCGACCAGAUAUUUACAGAUGUGCAAUAAAUUGAAUCAACACACGGUUCCCACACACGCCGAGUCACAGCGACUGAUAGGUCCUUGGAUUUAGUGAUGACUGAUCCUUUGGAAUAUUUCUGUCAGCGUAAGGACGACUGCCAUUCUGACACGUCGCAACUUGGUCUGUAGGUAGGCCUUUUAUUUAUAGAAGACGGAUAUUCGGGUAAAUAGCAUGCAAAUUGAUAUCGCGCACAUCACAUAAAGGACUGUCCUCCAACGCGUUCAAUUACCAUCGACCUGCACCAUGUCCUCUAAGCUAUUCCAGCCGACCAAGGUCGGGACAAUGAUCUUUCAAAACAGGGUCGUCCUCGCACCCAUGACGCGCAUGAGAGCGUCGCAGGCGAACGUGCCGCACCUCCCAAUCGCGAAGGACUAUUAUGCUCAACGAGCACACACGCCAGGAACCUUCCUCAUCUCUGAAGCGACGAUCAUUGCGGCUAAGGCUGGGGGGAGGGACUAUGCUCCCGGUAUAUGGAGUGACGAGCAAAUAGAAGUAUGGAAACAGGCGCGUAUCCAUGUUUCGCCUCUUCUAUUCCCAUUACUUAAAUUUAAUCAGAUCACGGAUGCUGUCCACGAAAAAGGAUGCUUCAUAUAUUGCCAACUGUGGGCCCUAGGGCGAUCAGGGUUUCCUGAAACCCUCGACAGGGAAGGGUUCCCAUAUGUUUCUGUUUCGGACGUCCCGUUGACGGGUCGUUCUCGCGCACCACGACCGCUCACAGUGCCUGAGAUCAAAGAAUACUCUGGGCUAUAUGCGCAGGCAGCGUUGAACGCUGUGAAAGCUGGCUUUGACGGCGUCGAGAUCAACGGAGCGCAAGGACACCUCUUGGAUCAGUUUACUCGCGACGGGCCAAAUACUCGGACGGACGAGUACGGAGGGAGUAUCGAAAACAGGGUAAAGUUCCCGCUGGAGGUCAUCGACGCGGUCGUGAAGGCGGUGGGUGCAGAGCGGACCGCAUAUAGGAUCACUCCAUGGAGUGGCUACCAAGGUAUGGCUUUUUUUUUCAUUCAAGUAGGCGAAAAGCUCGUCUCGCAGACAAAGUCCCAACAUCCCGACCUUGCCUACCUCCACAUCAUGGAGCCCCGCAUUUUUGGCAAUUUCGAUCGCGAGACGGUCGGCCCCGACGAAGAGAACGACUUUAUUCGGAACAUAUGGGCACCCAAGACGCUCAUCGCUGCGGGCGGGUACAAUAGGCAGACUGCCAUGGAGGCUGCCGACAAGACGGGAGACUUGAUUGCAUUUGGAAGGCAUUUCGUUUCGAAUGUGAGCAUCCACGACUGCGGUCUCUCAGCCCGUACAAUAGAGAGACAUUCUACAUCCCAGACUACCACCCAGAGGGAUAUACUGACUAUCCCUUUGCUAAUGCCUAGGUCUUUCCUAAUGUGAACGAUCUUCCAACUUGGCUGGAGUGAGCGAUGGUAAACACCACCCCGGUAUCUAGUACCACCUAAAAAUAUUUUGCAACAAAAAGAUUGCUGUCCCAUGGAGGAGGCAAGGAUCGAGUCGACAUGAGAGUAACAAGUCAAGUGUGU
This is a messenger RNA of Guyanagaster necrorhizus, 1684 nucleotides long. Its product is annotated as FMN-linked oxidoreductase. The transcript is spliced from 5 exons. Gene Ontology annotation, molecular function: FMN binding; oxidoreductase activity. Lineage: Eukaryota; Fungi; Basidiomycota; Agaricomycetes; Agaricales; Physalacriaceae. Bases 399 to 1538 code for a protein of 379 amino acids. The record is from RefSeq and is a predicted model, not a curated record.